Messenger RNA from Porites evermanni, 309 nucleotides. NCBI's taxonomy places the organism in Eukaryota, Metazoa, Cnidaria, Anthozoa, Scleractinia, Poritidae. The record is from the annotation of a GenBank genome assembly.
AUGAAUUUGCCUGUGCGUCGAGUUGAGCGGAUUGGACGGUGUAUAGAAUGUCGUUUUUACAGAUGCAAUCUUUGGCUGACCAACUCUACACAUCUGCGAGCAACCUGCAACUUUCCCACCCCCGGCCUUAAAAUAACAGAUUACGCGCGCGCCAAGCUGAAAAAUCACGACUUUUUCGGUACAUUUCCGUAUCAGCGUCUUCAUUAUGAGUACAUAAACAUCAGGGGCAUCAGUUGUGAAAACUGCACAGCAGCAACAAAGCAGGGAAACUUUAGCUCGGCUACGACCUCGAUGGCUCUCCUAGUGUAA